CUCGUUUCCUUGUUCGAACUUCGAAGUGUUAGGGAUUGCUUGUUGUUCCUCUCCUCCUUGUUAGUGGUAUCUUAGGCUUUUUGGUCUCUACUUCUGUGAAAGAUUACAGGGAAUCAGUAAUUCCCAAUAAUAAAUCCAAUUACUCAAGGUUACAAUGUCGCUCGACCAUCUUCACCCAACAGCUAAGAAGCUAAAAACGAUAGAGUCGUUUUUCAAGCCGAAGGUGAAGGGGGGUGACAAACCAAGUGGAUUGUUUCCUUCUACCAACGACGUUAACAUUCCGACAUCAUCACACCAUGAGCCUGGUACUUCUCAGCAGAAAAAGAACCCAUCAUAUACUCAACCAACUAUAUCUAGUAAAUCCAAAGAAGUUGUAGUUCAAACAAAUGUAUGUACUGUCCCUACGGAAGCCAAUACUGUUUCAUAUGAGCGCGAUCCAGGUCUACGACCUCAAAUUUGUGAAUAUCCGGUGAAUCAACGAGAUGAGGUACGUCGAGCAUAUUUAAAACAGGGACUUUUUAAACUCAAACUUUCCAAAUAUCCUCCUUAUUGGGAUGGAAAACAGAAUCAUUAUUUCCAGUAUAGUUGGUUGAAAAAGCACUCAUGUCUAGAGUACUCUAUCGAAAAGAACAAAGCAUAUUGCUUCCCCUGCUUUAUUUUUGAAACAGAUCCACCACAAAGUCCUGCAUUUACAGCAGAUGGUUUCACAGAUUUCAAGAGGAUUGGUUCCAAGAAGAAAGUAUUUGAAUGUUCAUUUGUUAAGCGUGUUGGAGAUCAUGAAUCUUUUCACAUGGAUGUUGUUAGAAGUUGUGAAAAUCUUCGGAUCUAUUACUCAACAAAGAAAGGAGAUAAUAGCAAAGAACAUGCUACGAUUAAAGACAAUAAUUGAGACAGCUCGAGUGCUGGCUCUUUAUGCAUGUGCAUUUAGAGGUAAUGAUGAAUCACUAGAUUCGAGAAACCGUGGCAAGUUUAUUGGUUUGAUAAAGUAUGCAGCUAUAUUGAAUGAUAAAAUUGAUGAAGUUGUCUUACAAAAUGCACCUGAAAAUGCAAUGUAUACUUCACCGAAGAUUCAAAAAGAAAUUUUGCAUAUUCUCGUUGACAAGGUCAGAGAUACUAUUCGUGCAGAAAUUGGAGAUGCUAAAUUAUGUACUCUUGUAGAUGAAGCACAAGAUUCUUCAAUUCAAGAACAAAUGGCUAUUGUUACAAGGUUUGUUGAUAAGGAUAGUUUCAUUAGAGAGCGUUUCUUUGCAGUUAGAAGUGUUGAGGACACCACAACAGUAACUUUGAAGAGGGAGAUUUCCAAGUCUCUUGCUUCAUAUGGCCUUUUAAUAGAAAAUAUAUGGGGUCAAGGAUAUGAUGGUGCCAGUAAUACGAGAGGAGCAUGGAAUUGGUUGCAGGCAUUGUUUCGUAAAGAUUAUCCAUAUGCUUAUUAUGUCCAUUGAUUUGCUCACAGGUUACAUCUAGCAUUAAUAGGAGCAUCUGCAGAUGAGCAAGAUGUUUAUCUUUUUUUUUGAGAAGUUGGCGGUUAUUGUCAAGCUUGUUGGGGCUUUUCCUAAGCGUCACAGUCAGUUGAAAUCUGCCACAACAUUAAAGCGUCACAGUCAGUUGAAAUCAUCACACGUAAUUAGUCCAGCUGUGUAGCAGAUGUCCCUCUCAUCUUUAUCUCUCUCCUAAUCUUAUCCAGCUGUAAAGCAGCGGACGCAUCUUACAAUGUUUAUCUAACUGUG
This is a messenger RNA of Papaver somniferum (opium poppy), 1727 nucleotides long. Its product is annotated as zinc finger MYM-type protein 1-like. The transcript has 2 exons. The record is from RefSeq and is a predicted model, not a curated record. NCBI's taxonomy places the organism in Eukaryota, Viridiplantae, Streptophyta, Magnoliopsida, Ranunculales, Papaveraceae. Bases 699 to 1442 code for a protein of 247 amino acids.